GCUACAAUCGACGUUGACAUUUUUGACAAUUUAUUCACGUGUAGCUUGCUUGCUAAAAAGUAAUCUGUGCACGUGGUGACUGAUGCAUUGAAUUGCAUUGCUUUCUGUGAUUUAUUGAUCGAAUUGAAUGCCCAUGGCAAAAUAAAUAACCUAAGUCUUAGCGAAGAGUUGAAUUAAUCUCUUUGUUAAUCAUGGUUGGGAUAACUUUCAAGAAGAAGUUGCAAAAUGUUGUGCACUUGGAGUCAUAUACGAGCUACAAAGAAUACCAAGAGACCCAUCAAUUGAAAAUGCCGCUGGAUUCAUUCAUAACAUAUUGCAUUUAUAAGUAUUGCCCUUCGCAGUUUGUUACUGUGAGGAUUGUUCCAGUGGAGGCAAGUCCUGAGCAAUUAUCGUCCGCAGUUACGUUAGUUGAGAAGGAUCUGAUCUUCCUGCUCACUGAAUACGAGAUUCCUUGGCCGGUGGCUAUGUGCGUUUACCCAGUCAUAAUGUAUGAAGAUGUUAUAAUAACAGGGCUUGCCGCUGUCAACAGGCACAUUACUCUAUUCAAGGCUUGUCCGCCUAUUCCGCAAGAGCAUCCGAAGGGAUUGCUGGGCUUCUGACAUAGUUGUCUCCAGGCACCUAAUGAGACGUCAAUAUGGACAAAGUUCUGUGAAGUAGAUAUAAUAAAAACAGUGCGUGAUCUACUAACAGCUAUUGACAUUAAAGAGGUGCCUGGAAACCUACUUAGGUUUGAGGCUCAUUUAAAAAAGCCAGUUAGAAUACAUAAUGUAUACAAAAUUGCUAGAGAUUUAGCUAAAGAUAGUGUAAAUGCUGGGCAGCAAUCAAGUUCUGACCCAGAUGUUAAGAUUAGCCAAGAAAUAAAUGCUGAACUGCAAGCCAAUACAGAGCAACAAGAGAGCAGUGAACCACAAUCAGGUUCUGAGACACAAGCAACAGCUGUGCAACAAACAAGUGAUGAGCAACAAGCAACAGCUGCGCAAGAAACAAGUGCCGAGCAACAAGCAACAACUGUGCAAGAAACAGGUGAUGAGCAACAAUCAAGUACAACACGAGAACCCAGUCCAAUACCACAAACCAGUUCAGGCCAGCAGGCAAGUGAUGAUAAACAGGAUUCGGAAACUGCAUCUUUACAUAGUUCAACACCAUCAGACACGCCAAGGACUUCAAAGUCAAGAAAAUGGAAAUCAAAAAAGAAGGCACAAGUCAUAGACAGUUCUACCAAAAUUGAAGAUCUCAAUGUAAAUCAUGAUUAUGCUGAAGGGCCCUAUCUUACAUUAGCAGACCUAGUUCUGUUCCCACCAUAUCACAUUAUAAUCCAAACUAUUGGAGAGACAGUUUUUGAAUCUCUAUUACCAUUCACAUACAAAUGGUACAAAAAUCUCACAACUAUACCUCAAUUACAGGAAAGUUUUUUGUGUUAUAUGGACAAAUUUAAUUUGAAACCUUUAUCAUUCGAAAGUAUCGCAAUGCCAAUAACUGAAGAUGUAAGCCUGUACAAGAAAGACCCAAAGAGGCAUAAUCCUAAAAAGAGGAUUUUUACAAAAGAGGAAGACAUUGAAAAGGCUCUAAGUUGUAUUACUGAAGGGAUGGAACUGGAAAUAUCUAAUAAUGACCUGGAGCCAUCAUUUAAAUGGAGUGAGAUCCCUGAAGGUGCUAACCCAUAUGCUGGCCAUCUGCCUGAUUCAAGAGUACAGAGAAAGUCACUGCAACUGGAAAAUUUAGCCCUAGCAGUGUUGAGCAUAGUUAAAGAAGGAGAUAUUAUUGUAGACUUCCGCUGUGGAAGUGGGCACUUGGGGAUCCUUAUUGCAUAUCUGUUGCCAAGGUGCACUAUAAUACUGUUGGAUAACAAAGUGCAGUCUUUGUCCAGAGCUAGGGACAGGGUUCAUAAGAUGAGGAUGAACAAUGUAUUUUUCUUUCAAUGCAAUGUUGACUUUUUCAUCGGAGAGUUUGACAUAGGUAUAGGCUUACAUGCUUGUGGCAUAGCUACAGAUUUGAUCUUGGACAAAUGCUUAAAAGUAAAUGCUAAGUUUGUUGUGAGCCCAUGUUGCUAUGGUUCUCUACAUGCUACUGACAGGAUGGUUUAUCCAAGAAGUAAAAAGUUUUCCAGUUUACCCAUUGAGCAGUACCUAUGUAUUGGGCAUACUGCUGACCAAACUCAUAAGGAGCACCCUCUGGCGGUUAGAGGGUCAAGAUGUAGUUGCAUCAUAGAUUCAGAUAGAGGCCGCUUGGCUGAGGAGAUGGGGUACAAAGUCACACUCAUGAAACUGAAGCCCCCCUCAUGCACACCAAAAAACAAUUUACUAAUAGGAGUACCUGUCAAACCUUCAUAAAUCAAACACAUAUUUUAACAGAUCAUUUUAUUGUUGUAACAGAUUUUAAAAACGUAGAAUUUGUACCUAUUUUUUAACAAUAGCUUAUUUUACACUUUUCCAAAAUUGAACCUCCAAAAAUAAGCAUUUCAACAAACAACUUCAUACCAGUUAAACAAUGUUCAACCGAUUUUAAAGCAUCAAUCAUUGGUAUCAAAAUUUAACACUUUUAUACAGCAAAAGUACCAAAUUUUUCACUUUGUGCCAUCUAAUUCACUUUUGCGUAGACAAUGGCAGUGCGACACGGGAUAUAUACCUGAAACAAUAGAUUGUAAUUAACUUUGUUUGGUCGUGUAUACAGUUUUUGUUUGUAGUAUAUAUGAGCUUUGUUAGUCAAAUGUAAAACAUCUUUUGUACUUAACUCACCUGAAACCCAAUGAUGAAUGUUAAAUGUAGGUACUUAGUUUGUUAAUAUGUUUCAAGUUUCAAUAAUAUCUACAUGAUAUAAUAUCAGUGUCUACAUAAUAGCAAUUUCAAUGGCAAUAGUACUAUAACCAGUAAUUUAAUGACCAUGUCUUUAUCUACAAUAACUAUUUCUGUGGCACUUACUUAGAUGUUGUUAAAAUAAUUGUCUAUUUAAUCAUGUAUUUAAUAGACCCAUUCAAUGUUUGUGUAUAUCAUCGAUGUUUUAUGAAUCUUUAGGUAAAUGUUGGAAUAUAUAAUUAAAUUACAGUUGAAAUCGAAAAAGUUUAGAUGCAGUUGUUAGUUCUAUGCCAAAAUAUUAUUAGGCAUAUGAUUUGUAUGCAUAAAAGUUAUUAGGUUGAUUUGGUUAAAAAUUAGAAAUAAAGUUAAAAAAUGGAAAUAAUAGGGAUUUAGUUAAAAUUAGUAAUAAUAGGGAUUUGGUUAAAACUCUGUUACAUUAGAUAGCUGUUGUUUAUUGUUAAUUAUAUAGUUAUGUUUUUUUAUGUUAGUUAAUUAUAAUGAUGUAAUUAGUUAAUAAGUACUUAGAUCAGUGUCUACUAACCAAACCUCUAAUGGACGUAUCAAUAGUUAUAGUUCAAGAAUAUUCCUAUUGCAAUUACUUUCUAACACAAUAACACGUAUCAUUAACAAAAAAUAAAUGUUGAAAAUGUA
Molecule: messenger RNA, 3443 nt
Organism: Helicoverpa zea (corn earworm)
Lineage: Eukaryota; Metazoa; Arthropoda; Insecta; Lepidoptera; Noctuidae
Product: glutathione S-transferase C-terminal domain-containing protein homolog
Exons: 1
Source: RefSeq, a predicted model, not a curated record